GUAUAACAUUUGCUACCAAUAGUUCCGUAGAAAAUAAUAGAACGAAGCUAAAUUUUAUGAGGUAUCAAUAAGUUUUAUUGUUUAGCUAUGAAGAAUUCUAUAGCAGAAGCAUAUAACUUCUUGCCACGAAAAUCUUAUUUAAAGCUAAAUAAUUUUUUAUGCCAUGUUUAUUUGUGUGGUAGCAAAGGCUCAAAAGAUAUAGCUAUAAUGAAUUUUAUAACAAAAAAUAUAUAAAUCUAGCCAUGAAUAGUUUAUUGAAAGCUGUAUGGCAAACUAACCGCCACAAUUCUUUUGGUAGCAAGAACUGAAUUGCUUUAGCUACAAAAUGAAUCAUGGCAAAUUUAUUGUUGAUUUAUCCAUGAAUAUUUUAUUAGAUACAGAAUAUGUCAUAGCAAAAAUUAUGAUUAUUCAGUUUCAAAGCAAGGGAGUGCAUGGAAAAAUAGUAGAUAGAGCCAUACAUCAUGUGUUGUGAAGCUAAAUAUUUUAAUGAUUUUGCUAUAUCAAAUUUAUUUGUAUGGCAAAAACCAGUUUAUGUUUUUGCUAUAAUAUAUUUUGCUUAAAGCUACAAGUGUUGGUUAUUAAAUAUGCAAAUAAGAAAAUGUGUAGCUAACUUUUAGCUGCGCCACAUUUAGCUACGAGAGCUACAAAAUGAAUUUUUUGUAGCUACAUAAUUUAGCCACAAAAUAUUUAUCCUUUAGCCACGAAAACUUUCCCAGCUACAUGUGUAGAUUGUUGUAGUGUAAUGAUAUGAUCCAUUCAAAGUUAAAUGGUAAAAAGUAAAUCUUAGAUAAAAGAGAUAGAAUGAAGGGGUCUGAUUUAGUGCAUUUUUUCGUAAUUUCAUAAACAUCUCUCAUCCAUUAUUAGCGAUAUUUUAGAAAUUGGAACAUACAAUUUGAUAAGACCAAAAAUACCGGAUAGUGGACCCUAAAUGGUAGGCAACUUUAUUGUACGAGACUGUUGAAUCAUAAUUAAAUCUUGAUAUUAGUACAAAAAUACUCUACAAGUGACUUUUCUGGUGUAACUCAAAUACGAUCUAAACCUUGAUUAAUAUCCAUAAGAUAUAUUUAAUUAUCUUUUCCUAAUUUUCCAUUUCUCUCACUUAAAUUCAAUGGUUGUGGGUUAAUUUUGCUACCAUAACCAAACUCUAGACUUAGAGUUUGGCAGAAUAGAAUUGAUAGGGGAGUUUGUUUUGGGUUUUUAUUAUUAUUGGGACUCGUUUGGUGUGGUAAUGUGGUGCGGCCGAUUAAGUUAGGUUUGUUUUGAAUUAUUGUAAUUAAUUUUAUUAUUAGGGCUGCCGAGUAGGGUUUGGGCCUUGGGGUCGAUAAUCUUGAGUGCACCAUUAGACCAAAACAUCUCUACAUCUCUACACUACUUAUAAUACAUUUUAAAGAGUUUGAUUUACUCCAUUUCAAAUUUCCUGCAAACAAGAGUGAAAGUAGGAAGGGUAUUUUCGUCUACACAAUCAAUUGUUUAUUUCAUAUAAAAAUAUAUCAAUGCUAGGAUUUGAACGAUGGUCUUUUCCAUCAAAGACAAAAAUUGAAACCAAUUAGACUAGGCACAUUUGUUGUACUUUAUUAAAACAAAACAUAGAGGAAGUUAAAAUUAUGAAAAACAUAGUACUUUUCUAUCACGGUUAGUUAGCCCGCUAAGUCUCCUAUAAGUAUUUUGUGGUGUUUGAUAAUUCUAUUUUUAUAUUUUAAUAAUUAAUUUAGAAUUUUUUCUAACUUAUAAAUGAAGGAUAAUCUUAAAAUCUCAACACAAAUAUCAUUGGUUGGAAUAUUGCACAUUGAAUUGAAGUGUUCAAUGAUGAAAUAAGAACACUGGUACCAUACAUUUCAAGAAAAAUAAACAUGACAACACCGAUACCAAUUAUCUCGACAGUCUAUGCUAAAAUUCGAAUUUGUUUAAUCAUUCAAUUUGAGUGAUAGUUUAGUCAAAUCAAGUAAAUAAUUCACGAUUGUGUAUGAACAAAAAUAAAAAAAAUAUGUAUUGUAUUAUGAAAUAUAUAUUUAUUUUAAAAAUUUUAAAAAACAAUCAAGACUUCCAUAUACAACCCCUUAUUUCAACAUUGUAAUUAAAUGAAACAAUUUUUAUCAACAUGAUGCAAUGUUCAAGCUAAGGUCCAAUUAUUAAUCACUAGUAUAUAGUAUUCAACUUAGUAAACUAUUUCAAUAUCCACAACUAACUAUUAAUGGUUACUUGCUUUCUGUUUGAGGGUUUAAUGUAACACUCUCAUGUCUACACUCUAAGCAUUUUUUUUCUUUUUUCCAAUAUUUUUUGCAGUUAUUUGUUCAAUCAACUAUGUUUCUAGAUUUACAUUCCUAAUUAUUCACUGCUUCCUACCAACUUAUGAGAAUGAUGAAUAUUUUUUAUGUAUAAUCUAUUGACUAUAAAUGUUGCUUAUUUGUCUCCAACAUAUUCUCACAAUUUCUCGAAAAAGCAUCAUAUCUUGCGAGUGAUAUCAUAGUUUUGUUAGGUAAAGUUCAACAAACUCAAUCAAUAUUUGAACUCUUUGAAGUAGCUAUCUAUAUGUGGAUCUGAAGUACUGAGUAGCUAAAACUCUACUUGAGUUAGUACGAUCUUUUGCGCUAUCAAUUAAAAUUCAAUACAUGAUUAUCUUAUUACAAUUUAGUCAUACUAAUUGUGCAUUAGGGGACAUCUUAUCAAAAUCGUAUAGAAAGACUCCUUGAAUGAUCAGUUUCAGGAUGUAAUCAAUUAUACCAAAUAGAAGUGAUCAAAUUUAUAAGAUGCUUUCAAAGUUUGCUAUAAUUAUUGAGGUUCAACAACACGUUAAUCGUAAGGUGGUCAUUGUGCAUUUGUCUAUCUCCUAGCUCGCAUAGACAAGCUUAGACGUUGUAAUAAAAUUGUAAUAAUGAUGAAUGAAGUAACAGUUCUAAAGCACUUUCAUACUUCAAUUCAAAUGAUUUAACAACAAGGAAAAUAACUCCCAAGUUUAUAAUUUUUUAUACCAAAUGGUAUAAUUAAUUCAUUUAUGAGCUGAAAUAGCUAAUUAUAAGCACUUAAAUUUUUAAGUUAAAACUCAUAUGAUACAAUUGUUUGACGAAAUUGUUUUUAUCAUUGAGUGAUUCUAUCGAGAGAGGUCUCUAAGAAACAUGGCUUACUUUAUUAUUCAUUAGGUAGAUAUAAUAUAUAUCUUCAUCGUUACUUUUACAUUGGAUUCAAUUUAGUAUAUUUUUUCGUUUAGAUAGAAACAUGGCUUACUUUUACAUUGGACGUUGUUCGUCAUUUUUAAAACUUCGUUAGUCAAAUACAUUAAAUACUUUCCUAUAUUAUUAAUGAUGAACUUACCAAACUAAAUAGUUACUUCAACCCCCAACAACAUGAACCAUAACAAAAAUAUAUACCUUUACUUAUACAUGACAACAUGAGAAUCAAACUCUCCCGGCCAAGAGGCCGGGCCAUAAUCUAGUACCGAAUUAACCAAAUAAAGAGUUCCACUAUUAUGUUUAUAAGCAAUGGUAUUAUCGUUUUAAGAAAUAUUUUUAACUAGCUUAUAAUCCGGCCUGUUGGCCGGAAUGUUUAUAUUUUAAUGUUAUGUUUAAGUCUAUUAAUUCGUUUAAGUUUAUUGAAAAUCAUUCAAUCGAAAUGCUACAUAAAGAAUGAAUAUAUAGGUCGAACAUUCAGGGAAAUACCCUCCUCAUUUAAGAAUAUAAAAAUGUAUCAUUAAUCCCAUUUUCAUAAUGAUGAUUGAGCCCCAUUAAAAUGAUAUUGGUUAAUAGAUUGUUCAGAAAUAUAUAAUAUAAAAGCUCAUUGGAAUUCCUACACGAUCCAUAAAUAGUUUGAAACUGAAAUGAAACCUCACAAUCCCACAUAAAUGGUUCAAAGCUCUCCUCUAUGAAUAACAUGUCACUAAUAAAAAAGAAAUGGAUUUAUAAAAAAAAAACAGAAAUAAAAAGUUGUUGAUUCAAGUAAAUCAUAUGCUAACAACUCAACUAAAAGGAGACCAUCAAAACUUGAGAGCAAAUGAAAAAAUUAGAGUUACGUCCAAUAUACUAAUAAACUCGAUCAAAGUAACGAGGCACAAAAUUAGACACUCCUUAUCUACAGGUUCCAGUAGUUUGAAUAGUGAAUCGACUUUAACUUUAGUAAAUCAAUUAAUGAUUCCUCAUUUUAACAAAAACAUAGGUUGUGGUAGUUGCAACAACCAUAACACCUAAAGAUCCAAUAAUUUCCACUCUCCGUUGUACAACCAACUUUUUAUCCCCUCCAUCUUCAAUCUCUCGAAGUAUAUGUUUUAAACCAAAAUUCAAUUUCUAAUCCUCCUUCUGCAACUCCAUUUAUGCUACUUUGAUGGACCUUCUCUCCAUGAACCUUAAUUUCUCUUUCAAUUGAGUUUAUUGUCAGCUUGAUCUCUAACUCCUCAAUCCUCUUUCUUGUAUUUGGCCAACUCAUCUUUCUCGAGGCAGUUUUAAUAAGCUCGUAAAACCAACACUCAUCUUCAAUUCCAUCAAUAUGCUCUUCUCCUCCUUCUCUGCCUUCACCUGAUCCAGUUCACUUCCAUGUCCUUCAAUAUCCUCUCCAUUUUCAUUAAUAUCCUGAUCAUCUACUAUUUUUCUCUCUCCAACUGCUCCGAUUUUGCUUCUAUGUCUUUCAAUACCCUCCUUAGUUCAAUCACUACCUUGACCAACUGCCUCUUCACUGCCUUCACUUCCUAUAAACUACUUCCAUGACUUUUUAUACACCUUCCUCAAAAUCACAAUCAACUAACCAAUAUUAAUCCAUGGCUUUGGAUCAGUUUUAAACUCUCUAUGAACAUCUCAAUGCCACAAAGUCUAAAUAUAAAUAUUCUUUCAGUUAAUCAUGAACUUGAGUAUAUCAAAAUCUAAUCCACUUCUUCUAAGUUGGAAUUCUCAUGCCCCAAACUCAUUUUUUUCAUUUGAUCCCACAUAACCAUGAUAUUAUACCUCUAACUAAAAUAAAUCAAAACAUUUUAUGAAAAUAAACUGAACCAUGAACUUUACCUGCUACUAAAUCCAAACACAAUUUCUUCCUCUCACCACUUCCCUUCCUAAACCUAAUAUCAACUUUUACUCCAAGUUCACACCCUCAACUCCCAUGUGUGUUGCAAUUAGAUUAAUGGACACCAGCAAGCGCCAAAAUUUCACCAAACGAUGAGUUGUCUUCACUUUGAGUUUUGUCAUAAAAUUGCUGGCACGAUAUGUUUAUCAGUUUGGAGGCCAUAUGAUGAGCAAUACCGAAUCAGUUGCAGCGAAGUUACCAGUCACAGUAAUGACAAUGUGAAACAUGUGUUAACAAACGCGAAUAUGAGUUACUUUUAUGGAUUGACAUUAGAAUGAUGGGAUUGGACAAUGAGAUCGUCCUUAGUUAAGCGACAUGUAAAUUGGUUCAUUUGGUAUGGAGGACACAAACCGUUAAAAUUCUAAUUUAUUUGGGUGAGUUUGUAUUUAGUGUUUUCAAAAUCGUGGUAUAUGAGUUAGGUGAUUAAAAUAUCUAAACCCAAACGAACCGACCCACGUACACCCCUAGGAAGAGUUUCAAAACUUAGUAUUUAACCGGAGAAAAAUGUUCAGAGAACCAGUCCCCUAUAAUUUGCACAAAGAUAUGAUUGUUUCACUAUAGUUAUGGAAUUAAUGGUAAUUUAAGAAUUCUAUAUCGCUUCUACAUAUUCAUUACUAUAAUUCGAUAUGAAAUAUUCGAACCAACAAUAUUUUGGUUGCAAAUUUAUGGUUAUCGUCUAUUUAUAAGAUAGAUAAAAUUUUAAAUUAAAUAUUAAACUAUAAUUAAAUAAAAAUAUCAAAAUCGAAGUAUCAAAACACCAAAUAAGUACUUACGGACUAUUUAUUGGGGUAGCUAACUGUUGAAAAGUUCUGUGAUUUCAUAUUUUAGCUUCGUAUAUAUUUUAAAUUUAAAAAAAAAUACAACAAAACUACAUAGUCUGAUUGAUUUUAAACCUUCACUUAGUUUGAAGUGACCAUGGUUCAAAUCUCAAUAUGUCUAUCUUUUCUUGUAAAUAAAUAAAAAAAUACAUAUAAUUGUGAAGAAAAAAAUGUCCUUCCUAAUUUUCCUUUCAUUGCAGGAAAUUUGAAAAGGGAGAUUCAGUUUCAAAUAAUUAAAUCAUAUACCCUAAAUCUAUAGAACUUAAACCCUAAUAUCACAUAUACUAAGAACAUAAUCAAUGAUUCGUCAAGAUGUAUACAACAUACCAUAUGCAGUAUAUUAGGAUUUAGAGAAUUAUGAUAUAGGGUUUAGUUACGUGAUUAAUCUAUGGUCUAGAUAAUGUUAUUUAACUAAGGAGAUGCAAUAACCCUCAAUCCAUCGAGCGUACCAUAUAAUUUCCAAUGUAUAUACAUACCAUUGUUUGUUAAAUUUAGCCAAUGAUAAUUGGCUCAUUUGUCAUUGGUAUUUAGUCUUUCAAUUUUAUGCUUAUAACUGUCAACCAUUAGAGAAAUUGUUAGCCAAUGAUUUUUGGUCAUUCACUUAUAGCAUUGAAAAUGUCUCGUUACAAUACCAUAGAUCACAAAUGUCAAAUUUUAUGUUUUGAAAUAAAAUUUUGUAUAGCACUUUUGUAAACACUAAACAAUCCUUGUAUUCCUACAAACUACAAAGUCAUGUAACCUAAUAAAUGUAAAAGUUGUAAAACAUACAUAAACUCAAAAUGUACUAUUUGAUUCUUGUUGAAGAAUUGUGUGAUUAGAGAAACUCACUUAGUUGAUUCAUAAAGCUAGGUAUAUCAUGAUGAUUCACUUUGUAAAUAAUUACAGUUAUUAAUUAAUUCGAUGAUUGAUUGUUGCGGUGGAUAGUCCUAUGAUUUUGAGAUAUUUUAGUAUUUUCUCUCUUUAAUUCAAAAAAUACAUAAACAUUGUUGUAGUCCAUUUGGCUAGGGAUAUUGACUAUCAAUCUAAAGGACUUGAGUUCAAGUCUUUGUAAUGACAUUUUUUUCUCGUAAAAAUAUAUUUAACUUCUAAAGUACUUGUAUAUAUUAUAGAGGGAUAAUACAAGUUCAUUUUAUACCUAUAUUUUUCAUAUAAAUUAUACAUUUCCCCUUGUUUUCUACUAAAAAUUUGGUCAGCUCCUCUCUAAUUUUUUUUAUUUCCCACCUUAUUUUUUAUGAUAGGUACCAUUGAAUUUCUUUUUUUAAAAUUACGACCAUCAUUAGAUAUGAUUUUGCACUACAUAUAUAAUGGAUUGUGUAGUAUAACAUAUUCCUUCAUUUAAUGCUACAAUUAAAAGGGGAAGGCAGGGGCCAUGCUAGCAGGUGGGCACGGGGCAGGUUCACCACUGGAUCUAGAGUCCAUCAAUGUUGUAACGACAAUGGGGCGGGACGGGGCGGGUAUCUCAAUUCCUAUGCCCGGCCCUAUUCUACUACGAGUUGGGGUGGGUAAAAUCCGCGCGGGUACGGGAAGUGGCGAGGUGACUCACACUUAUAUGUUAUUUAAAAAAACACACACAAAUUGUACUUUUUACGAUUAAACGAAGGAAAAAACACUUCGGUAUCGUUUGCUUGUGGAAUUUGGGUGAUGGAUUUGGAACCCAAAUCCCAAGCAUCAUGGAUUUUAGACAACUCCAUUGUUUGCUAAGGGACACAAAUAUGUGGGUGCCACGGAAUUGGACCCCUUUUUUUAGAUCCAAAUUUGUGGACCCCACGAAUUUGCAAAUCCCACAUUUCAUUUGGGAUUUGAUCAUGAAAGGCAAAGUUGUGAGAAAAUCAAUGAUAAAUCCAUGAUAAAAAUUAAUCAAACAAACAAUGAACUCUUCCAAAUCCAUAAUACAACAAAUCAAUCAUAAAUCCAAAGGUUUUUAAUACUCAAAGCCCUCAUUUUCAAAUCCAACAAGCAAACGAGCCCAUGAAUGAAAAAUAGUGAAAAUAGAAUUGGUAAUUGAGUCUAACAAGUUGAAAAAUCGACUCUAACUAAUUGGAAAAAAAAAUCCAAAUUGGAGAAAUAUAUAUAGAUACUUAAGAUAUUGAGAUAAAAUGGGUACAGAACGGGGCGAGACGGGACAGGGCAGAGCGAAUAUAAAGUAGAUGAGCCACGCUCCGCCCCACGCUACUGUGGGUCCGCAGUGCGGGUUCAAAUCGCCAUCACUACAUCAAUGCUCCAAAUGAAUCCAAAUCUAACACCCCCUAUAUAAAGAGAUUGAAAUCUCCACACAAGCAAGCAAGCAAGAAAUAAAAAACAAGAAAAAUAAGAAAGAAGAAGAAUGAAGAUCACGAUAGUGGCAGUUUCACUACUUGCAGUUGUCUUAGCGGCAGCUACUCAAAUUCGUGGUGAAAGGCCUGACCAUCGUUGUGGCCCUUGCUUCGAUUGUGCAAGAUGUGACAAAGGUCGUUGUUGUAGCGAUGCGUCAUACUGUGGGAAUACCUCAGACUACUGUAUUGGCAUCUAUAGCAGGCCAGGUUAUCCCUGCCUUCCUAGAGAGAAGUGUACUGGAGUCUACGACAAUAUUAAUGGAUACCGAUGGGAUUUGAAAGCUGCGAGCCUUUCCUGUUCUUCGCACACGGCCAAUAUCUCGCAUCAUGGAAUGGAACUAAAAGGUGUCGAGACGCCAUUUUGCCUCAAGCAAGGUGAAUCUAACACCAAUAACCGUGUUCGUGCAUCUUGCGGACAAUGCUUGAAGGUUACAAGCCGCAAAACUGGAACUCAAACAACGGUGAGACUUCCAACGGGCAACCAGUGCAACAACAAGGAUUUGAACUUGGGGAAAAGGGUUUUUGAGGAACUUCACAGCAAUGGAGAGGGAAGUGAUCAGAAGGGCCACCUUACUGUGGAUUAUCAAGUUGUGCAUUGUGCUGAAGACUAGAGCAUUGAUGGGCCAAAUAUACGCGACUGCUCCUUGAUACAAUGAACUAUACUAAAUAAAUAAUUUCAAAUGUUGAAUGCAUAUACCGCGAAAGUAUAUGCAAAAACGUUUGUUGUCAUAAUGACAACUGUGUAUGAUAAAUAAUCUGUAAUGGAAUGCGGUUGGGUUGUUAACUGCUAUCUAUAGAUCGAUUUGCAUCAUAAAUAAAAUCAUGAUUUCGAUACUAGGUUUACAUUCAAGCUUUUUGUUGGAUGUUUGAUCAGUGAUUAGAAGGAUAAUUUGAUAAAUGAUGAUUGUCGGUAUUCAAUCACUAGCCUCAGUUGAGCUAAGAUCAAUGCAGUUAAAAUCGCGCUUUAAAACUUAAAGCUUACGGUUUUACGCUUUUAGGUCACCAAAACGCUUUCAUUUCUAUAUAAAAUCGUUAGUGUAUGAAAUUGGACAAAGUUACGUUUUAAAGCUUAAAAUCUUGCGCUUUUACGCUUCUAGUUCACCAAAGCGCUUUACGCUUUCAUGUUUUUAGUUCACUAAAUGGAUAUUCUUUUCAAGAAAUUAAUUACAAAAAAUAUAUUUUAAAGGUAAAUCACCAACUAUAUGAUACAUUUGAGAUUAAAAGAUACAUACCAGGUACUAUGAUACAUUCUCAUCUUCAAUACAUAAUCUAAUUCACCUGCUAGGCCAUUCUGAAAUUCCAGUAUAGAGGGGAAUGUGGCUUAUUAUUAAGAUUAUUUAUGUUUAUGAACUUAUUGUUAUGAUGCUAUAAGUUGCUUUACUUUAUACAUGAAUUGAAGGUAUUUAUUAACUUAUCUAAAUUCUUAGCACUCAUAUUUUUACAUAGUAUAUGUCGUACUUAACAGUUUUUUAGUUAUUCUACAGCGCGCGUAAAAAACUUACGAUUUUACA
Messenger RNA from Linum trigynum, 9681 nucleotides. The record is from the annotation of a GenBank genome assembly. NCBI's taxonomy places the organism in Eukaryota, Viridiplantae, Streptophyta, Magnoliopsida, Malpighiales, Linaceae.